AGUCUCCAAGAGUUGAUCCAACACACUCACAAAGGCUUCAAGAAAAUGGAUUUACAAUAGUAACUUAAUACAAUGUGUGAUCUGAUUGAUUAAUUUUUACCUUAUUUUGUUUUUCUUUUUGUUAAUUAUAUUUGUUUUAAUAUAAAUUGUAGACUAACCAUUUAUUUUUUUGUUUCAUUUUCAUUUAUACUUGGAAUCACAUUGUUGUCAUUAAUAGUUGCCACCCAAAAGAGAGAGGAGAGAAGAGAGAAAGAAGAGAGAGAGAGGUUGAGAAAGAAGAAGAAGAGAGAGAGAGAGAGACACACCAUCCAUCUUUCCAUCCACCACCAUCAUUAUCAUCAGAUUUUGUUAUACCAACAUCCUGAUGAGUGCUCCAGAAAGUAACAAUGAUACUCCACCGCCUGUUUUCAAAUAUAAGAUAGGUGAGAGAGUUUUAGCUCGAUGGUCAGAUGGUAAAGAUUAUCCAGGAGUGGUUGCCAGUUAUUUUCCCGAUGGUGCGUAUAAUGUUAUCUUUUAUGAUGGUUAUCGGAAGAAGGUUAAGCAAAAGUAUAUGGAACCACUUCCAGAGGAUUAUGAGAAGAAAGAAUUUCCCGUUGCUCUUAUAUCACCAAGUAAACCAUCUAAAGCUAUUCAACAGACUGUGGUUGAUACAACUAUUCCAAUUCAAACUGAGAAUGAUAGGACACCCAAGAUGGAGGUUUCAUUAGUUCCAGUGUUACCAAAGAAAGAAUUUUUCAUUGAAGAGGAUCACAAUCAUUUUAAAUGUCCGGCAGAAAAUUGUACAAAAGCAUUUAGGAAAGAAAAAGCUUUAUCUGGACAUUUGAAACACUAUCAUCCUGAAUUAGCACCACCAAAGAGACAAAGCAAACCGCCUUCAACUAAAUCAGAGGAUUCACCGAAACCAAGUGAAACCGAACAGCCAGUUAAAAGUAAACAGCCGAGUAAAAGUCAAGAGAAACUUAAAAUUGGUACAACAGUCGAACCGAAUAUCAAAACACCAUCAAAAUCUUCACACAAACAAAAUAUCUUGGCAAAUUUAACGGCCAAAAACAAGGAAAAGGAGGAAAAGGAGGAAAAAAAGGAUAAAGAGGAUAAAGAUCUCUUAGCAAGACUACAAGAGGAACCUAAGGCGACAUUGGGUGAACAGUUUCAAAGCAAAUCAUUAACAACAAAUGACCAGAAAAAUAAACCUAUUUUAAGUAGCGAGCUCACAACUACUAGCAAUCAAGAGGAAGUGAAAUCUACAAUUAAACAAAAAUCACCGAUGAGAGUGGAUAAAGGUGAUGAAAAACAAGUUCCAAUUACAUUAGCAACACCAACUAAACCACCAGAAAAACAUUCUAUGGUCAAAUUGGCUACUCCAGUUCAAUCUACUAAUGAUAAAACUCCUAAAAUGGAAGUCUCCUUAGUUCCAGUAUUACCACAUCCAAAGAAAGAGUUUUUCAUUGAAGAGGAUCACAAUCAUUUUAAAUGUCCAGCUGAAAAUUGUACAAAAGCAUUUAGAAAAGAAAAAACUUUAUCUGGACAUUUGAAACACUAUCAUCCUGAAUUAGCUCGACCCCCUAAAAGAAAACAACCAUCACCACCAACUCCAUCAAAACCACCAAAAUCACCUAAACCACCAACAUCAUCAAUUCCACAAAAUCUACACCAAAAUCAGAAAAUAAUUCAUCUAAAACCAAACCAACUUCCAAUUAAAAUAAUAGAAACACCUAAAUCUUUACCAGUAGUGCAAACGCCAUUAAAAACACCACCAGCAUCAUUACCAUCACCAACAGUGGCAGCUACAGUCACACCAACAACACCAGUUAAAGAACCAACUAGUAAAAGCUCAUCAAAAAGUAAAAAAGUUAAAAAUGACCAACAAAAAUCGUCAACUGUAAAUAAAGAAGGCACUGUCACCAGCCAAAAGUCAUCAACUAAAUCUAGUAGUAAAUCUAAAAGUAAUACUGGAAAACAGACUAAUCCAUUGUCAAACAAUUUAGAGACAUCAACUCCGUUCAAAACCACUCCUGAUACACAUUUAAAAAGUAAUUUCAAUGUAUAUAUGCCCUUGGAACUACAAGUGCCAUGUGAAUUAAAUACGUCAAAUUCACCAGUGACUCUAUUCAGUCCCUCACCAAUUGGUAAAGAUACACAUCCACCUCUUCCUCCUCUCACUCCCUUACCGACAAAGAGAAAGGAUUCACAUUCUCGUCCAUCUGAUCACAAUAAUCAACCAAUCACCCAACCACCACCACCACCACCACCACCAACUACGACUGGUAAAAAGAGAGGACGUAAAAGAAAAUCUGAACUAUUGGAAGCAUCAACUGACUUUAUCCGUUUCAACAGCGAGUUAAACAAAUCAAAUAAAUUGCGAAUUGUUGAAAAGGUUUCAAGUGUUUCACCAUCAAUGUUGAUGUUAGAUGAAUCCAAUCCUAUUCCAAAUUCUGUUCUUCCAUUUAGUGAUCCUCGAACUAUACGAGAAAUUCACGAAAGUGAUGAUGUCGAUGAAUUGGUCAAUUGUAUCUGUGAUUUAAGAAAAGAAUCUGGUCUAAUGGUUCAAUGCGAAUGUUGUCUAACUUGGCAACAUGGUUCAUGCCUUGGAAUCAAAUCAGAGAAAGAUCUUCCUGAAGUCUACGUUUGUUUCAUAUGCAAAAAUCCUCGUGGAUGUCGUGAAAAAUCUCGAUAUAAUUAUGAUUGGACUUGGUUGAGAAAUGGUUCACUACCUGUUCUACCUGGAGACAGUCAAUAUUUAAAUAAAAUCAAUUCUUCAGAUGCUCUACUUAACAAGAAAAAGAUCAUGACAACUAAUCAACUGUUAAGCGCUGCAUUAGAAGUAGUAAAUGUUAUACAUGACUUGAAACGAAAAAUAGCAAUGGUAGAUUCUAAAAGUAUUGAUCUAAGUGCUUGGAAUAGUUCCUGGUCACCUAAAGAGUCAAAAAUAAUUUCGACGCAACAAGAUAUUGUUCAAAAUGAUUUUGCUACAUUGAAAGCAAAUGAGAACGAUAUGAUUAACGAUAUAUUGGACUUUUCGAAAAACAUUCUGGAAACAGUUCCAACUGAUCAAGAUAAAAAUGAUGUUCCUGAUGAUCUUGAGAAUGAGAUUGCUGAAGGAACUGAUUUAAUUGAUUUUAUUGCAUCAUCUUAUGGUGAAUUAAAUGGAAUCAAGGAGGAAGAAUCAAUUAACCAUGUGACCAAUCUAACAUCAUCACAAUUAACCGAAGAAACAUCUAAAUUAAACCCUAGCAAUGGACCAGAUUUUCAGUUAGUUAAAGAUGAACCAAUGGAUUGUGAGGAAAUGAUUACUAAUUGUCAAGAUCAAUUGUUACCCAAACAAGAAACAAAAUCAGAUUCAUUAGAUAUUAAACCUAUUCUAUCACUUGGCGGUGAUCAUUUGACUCCAAGAAUACCAACAAUAGAUUCUAGUUUUGACUCAGAAAAGGCUUUUAAUUCAACAAUUAAAAUGGAAGUGAAUAUUAAUCAUCAUCAUGAAACAGCAAUUAAAGAAGGGACAGUAGAAGAUGAUCAUCAAGCUAUUUGUCGACAAAAUUUAAUCGACCAUAUACUGGAUAUUCAAAAUCGACUGGAAAGAGAUUAGAUCUUCUCGAAUCUAAAGUAAAUGAAUUAGAAAGAGAGUAUGGGCUUGACCUGACCCAGUUAAAGUUGAACAAGAUACUUUCACCUUUAAAACAUAAUUAAAGAUCUUUAUAAGGAUUUAGAAAUUGUUCAUAAGAUAAGUUUAUGUACGAGAUGAGUUUGUAAAUAAUAAAACGAACCAAAUUAAUUUAAAACAUAACCAAUUGAACAUUCAAAAUGGAUUCAUUCAACUAGAAUUGGCUAUUCACAAAAAAAAAUGAUUCGGAUGCUGAAUAUUAAUCGCUGACAAAAAAAAAGAUUAUCUAACCAGUUAAAACUGUUGCCUUCGUCACUUCAUUGUCAUCUUUCAUCCUUUCAUUGAGCUUUUCACAGGAUAAUCUCACAAUUAAUCAUCUCACAUGGAAUCGUUUCUUCAGUAUUUUCAUUUGAAAAAAAAAUCAUCUGUAUUUGUAACUCAUCAUCUCUCUCUCUCACUCCUUCACUCUCUCUCUCUCUCUACUUCCUUUUGCUUAAUACCUUACAACCAGCUUAUAAAUUCAAUGUAUUAUAAUCAAUUCCUACAGAUAAUUGUCUUAAAUAUCUAAAUAACGCAAAAAAAUUAAAAAAAAACCUUAAAAUUGAA
This is a messenger RNA of Panonychus citri (citrus red mite), 4204 nucleotides long. Its product is annotated as PHD finger protein 20-like. Gene Ontology annotation, biological process: regulation of transcription by RNA polymerase II. The record is from RefSeq and is a predicted model, not a curated record. Gene Ontology annotation, cellular component: NSL complex. Lineage: Eukaryota; Metazoa; Arthropoda; Arachnida; Trombidiformes; Tetranychidae.